ACCUUAGAGGCCAACUCAGAAAACUUCUUAAGCCAUUAACUACCCAUUGACUCUCGUGAACCAUUACUCUUCGCAGUGUCGAAAACAUCGGCGUGAAGCGAUUGUAUCUGGAUCUGGUCGUUCUAUCCCGUCUUCUGUCGGCAGCCAGCGGGAACGGACGCAAGCGACUUGGAUUUUUGAGACUUUCUUCCUAGAGUAGACAACAGAUGUUAUCAUAUCACGAUAUGACUGCUCAGGCGAGCCACACGGAUAUGCAACGUGCAUCAACGGCACUCAACUUCCGUUACACUCACUUUGCGAUGUUGUGUAUCGACCACAAUGGACAGCUGCGAGUCGAAGCCUCGCCAUCCAUCGCCGGCUGUGAAAAGGCCAUAUUCACCGAGGAUGUGCAGGAACGAUUCUUGAAAACCGUGGCCACGGCAUGGCAGCCGAACCUGCAAAGCCUUCAUGCGAACACCCUGGGUCACAUGAACGGCGAUGUCACGGGAAAGCCAAUGGUUCUGUCCAGUCCGUCGAUGGGACUGCAACCCUCCUGGUACCAACACGGCCUCCCCAGGCAGACAGACCUCAUCCCCUGCGAAUGGCAGUCCCUGCAAAAUAAGCGUCACCGGCGAAGCCUGAGACAUGAGCUCUCGGGCCUGGGACUGGACCUCGACUCCGCUUCUCCCAGUCCAACCCUCCGGCGAACCGCGCUUCGAAUCGGCCAGACUGAGCUCGUGCGGCGAUAUUAUGAAAAGGCGUUCGAGGCUUUCCAGCAGCUGAACUGCAGGGUUGUUGCCAAGGCCUACGUCAAGCUGGUGGAACCGCGCAAACAAGUCAACCAUCCGUACAAUGGGCGAAGGACCACCGGAGCAUCGUCGCAAAAAAUGGACCCGGAAUUGACAAAGCCAAAGUGGUGGCCUACUGGAGUAACGCACAAGGAGCCUGAUCAUCUGCAAAAGGCCGAGAGAAUCCGGCUGCUCGUGCAUAUUCUGUGCGAGCUAAGAGAGAGCCGAGGAAUCACUGCUGAAAAGCUCAAAGAUGCCGGGCAAGAUGUGCGGCGUCAAAUCCAACCCGAGGGGCGUCUACAUAUCUUGGAUGAGAUAUACUACGUGCGGUAUAUGGAAGAAUUGUCCCUGGACGGAAAGAUCAGCGAGGAUACCAUUAUCCACGUUUCCCAUGUUCACCUUGACGAGGAGUUCUUGUUUCCCGAACUGCGAGAACCGACAACCAACGCCAACCCUCGCGAACUCUCCCUUCCGAUCAUUACCAGCAAACCGGAUGCUCCGAAGCCGACCGAUGAGGGCGACAAAAGCUCUGGGAAUGAUACGAAUGCACCAAGCGACAACGCGCACAAUGAUGUAGCUGCACCCUCCGAUGAGCGCCGCCUGCCCCCCAUGGAAGGGAGCCAGUCAGGGAAACGUCCAGCAGCUCAAGAUGGCGGCUAUCCACCUUCGCCAGUAUCAUGUCCUUCGAUCAGCCGAAAGAGCUCAUUGGAAAGUGGUCUAUCCACAUAUUCGGCCGAUAUGGCCUCUGCGCCAAUGCUACCAUCAAAUUACUAUGGCCAGCAAAUUGCCCCAUCAUCCGCUGGGCAAAAUCCUCAGUCCGGGUAUUGGAACCUUGCUCAUGGACAUGCGUUCAAUGGAUACUGACUAGGGGAAACGAUAAAAAAGAAAACACGGUCGAAAUCCUUUCCUACUUACUCAUUGUAUAUACACCAUGGUCUCCUUUGUACCACGACCUGGCUUUCCUGAGCAUUGCACUCCCUGUUCAUUUCUGGUGUCUCUCAUUUUGGGGUUUUCUUAUUUUUUUUUUAAAAGACAGCUGCUCUUGAUGUAUAGAGGAUUCUGCAGCGUUAAUUGACUCGGCUAAAUAGCAAAUCAUACUAUUCCUAAUAGAAACCUAUCA
Aspergillus heteromorphus CBS 117.55 is the source of this 1887-nucleotide messenger RNA. RefSeq names its product DUF2841 domain-containing protein. The coding region runs from base 225 to 1631 and encodes 468 amino acids. Lineage: Eukaryota; Fungi; Ascomycota; Eurotiomycetes; Eurotiales; Aspergillaceae. The record is from RefSeq and is a predicted model, not a curated record. The transcript has 7 exons.